AUGGAUUGCAUGGACGACGUGGCCAAGGAAGCUGUAAAGAGGAGGAGGAGAAAGGGGUUAGUGUUUCAAGUCCUGCCCUCUGUUCUGUUUCUCCUCCUGCUCUCUGCUUGGAAAGAGGGGGAGGGAGACACAACUCAACAGUUACCACAGGAAACGGAAGAGACCAACAGACAGAAGUCAUUUCAAAACCCUGGGGCCGUGCAGAAGAUUCACUCUGUGUGCGUUUGCAGGGUUCUCCUCCUCCAAAACCGUUAUCAGCCACUCCUUACCUCUCCUGCUGGCUCUUUCUUCUCCUCGUUUCUCUGUUUGUGGCAAACAGCCCCCACCCUGAACACCAGGAGAAGUCUUCUUCAACAAAAAGAGGAGAUGCCCCCUCAGCCACAGGUGAAGAGAAGUUUCCCGGAAUUCCUCAAGAGCUUUAUCGGGGUUGUACGGGUCCUCCAGAUCCUGCUGGGAGCCGGGCUUUGGGUCACCAUCGCAGCCAACAAGUAUGAAGGCUCCAUUCACUAUGUGCUGUUUGUGGCCGUGCUUUUCUGGCUCCUCACGUUAGCCAUCUUCAUCCUCACUCUUCUGGACAAGCAGGACCUCGUUCCCAUCGUCGGAGGAGAACGCUGGUUGUUAAGCAACGCCAUCCACGACGUUGCUGCCACACUGCUGUAUCUGUCCACCAUUGGGAUCAUGAUCUACAAAACCCAAAAGAACUCCUACUGCAACCUGGACGUCUACAAACAUCACUGCUUGUACAAGGUCUACCUCACUGCCUCCGUCUUCGCCUGCCUCACCGCCGGCGUCUAUCUGCUCUCUGCCGUCUACUGCAGCUGCAGGAAAUGUCGAGGUGAGCAGACGGUUGUAUGAAAAUCGACUGCAUCCCUCACACCCUGCAACAGCGAGACCCUUUGUCAAGCUUUUUGGAGACUUAUAAAUAUUUUUUUUUAAUCAAAGCAGAGGGUUGGUCCUCUUGUCUCAGGCUUUCAGGUUUGUUUGUUGCUUUUUAUACAGUAAUUUAUAGAGCUUUUGUACUGCAGUCACACUUAAGUCUAUUUUACUCUUGUUUGUAUGUUGCUGGAGCUCUCUAUAUAAGUAUUUUAUUUUUUGUAUUGUGUAACUGACAACUCAAAGAGCAGUUUGUUGCUUGAUGUUGCUUUUUUUUUUUUUUUUUAACCUUUUAAUAUGACAUUGAGCGAUUAAACAAGGCUCUGCUUCAUGUCAGUGUGUUCAUCAAACGUGUACGUGUGCGUGACUGUUUGACAAUCCUACAAUGAAUGGCAACGCAUCAAAGAUCUUCACUUCUUCAGCUUUUAAAGAGGGAAAAUAUUUAAUGCAGACAAUCACAUUUUAGAAUUAAGUGUAAUAUGUGGCUAUUAGUAAACUGUUAUUAAGAAAGAAAUAAAGUACAUGCAACUUCAUUUCUGUGUUUUAUAUGAUGUUUAAAUAAAUGGUUU
Messenger RNA from Sinocyclocheilus rhinocerous, 1442 nucleotides. RefSeq names its product MARVEL domain-containing protein 1-like. The transcript is spliced from 2 exons. Lineage: Eukaryota; Metazoa; Chordata; Actinopteri; Cypriniformes; Cyprinidae. The record is from RefSeq and is a predicted model, not a curated record. Gene Ontology annotation, cellular component: membrane. Gene Ontology annotation, biological process: myelination. Gene Ontology annotation, molecular function: structural constituent of myelin sheath. Bases 1 to 855 code for a protein of 284 amino acids.